Cololabis saira (Pacific saury) is the source of this 3172-nucleotide messenger RNA. It is a transcript of the gene galnt7, whose product is annotated as UDP-N-acetyl-alpha-D-galactosamine: polypeptide N-acetylgalactosaminyltransferase 7. The record is from RefSeq and is a predicted model, not a curated record. Lineage: Eukaryota; Metazoa; Chordata; Actinopteri; Beloniformes; Belonidae. The transcript is spliced from 15 exons. Gene Ontology annotation, cellular component: Golgi apparatus. The coding region runs from base 167 to 2104 and encodes 645 amino acids.
GGCUCCGGGACUUCCAGCUUCCUCCGUGUGUAGUGACAGAUCCAGCCGAGCGGCAGGACAUGCGAGCGGCGAGGACUACGGGCUUUGAUUACAUCGGAUACAAGUGAAAACAGAGGCUUGUCCGUCCGUGUUUGGUCAGAUUUGUGUGCUGAGCUGCCGGUCAGACAUGCGGCUGAAGGUGGGCUUCUUACUGCGGAGUCUGCUCGUCCUGGGAACGUUUCUGGGUCUGGUCCUGCUCUGGUCGUCCUUGUCCCCGAAGCCCGACGACGGGACCCCGUAUGGAAAACGGGACAACGGUUUUCUGCCCAAAGCAGACGUUGGGGCUCAGUUUAAGCCCGUGGUGCCCUGGCCUCACGUGGAAGGCGUGGAAGUGGACCUCAACUCCAUCAGACUGAAAAAUGGAGGGGACGACCGUCCCCAGGACGCCCGCCAGCAGCCUCACCAGGGGCAGGUCAUCCAGCAGCAGUAUGUGACCUUCAAGCCCCACAAACAGGCCUACAACAGCCCCGUUCUGAAGAAAGGCGAGCUGGGAAAUUUUGAGCCCCAUGAACCUGAGCCGCAAGGGGUCCCCGACGGUCCCGGCGAGGCGGCCAAGCCGUUCGUCCUGGGCCCAGAGUACAAAGACUCCGUCCAAGCUACCAUCAAAGAGUUUGGCUUCAACAUGGUGGCGAGCGACAUGAUCUCCCUGGACAGAACCAUCAGCGACCUGCGUCAUGAGGAGUGUAAAUACUGGCAUUACGACGACAGACUGCUGACGUCCAGCGUGGUGAUCGUCUUUCACAACGAGGGCUGGUCCACUCUCAUGAGAACCGUCCACAGCGUCAUUAAGAGGACUCCCAGGAGAUACCUGGCUGAGAUUGUGCUGAUCGACGACUUCAGCAACAAAGUUCACCUGAAGGAGCGAUUGGAGGAUUACAUCAAGCAAUGGAACGGCCUCGUCAAACUCUUCAGAAACGAAAAGCGAGAAGGAUUGAUACAGGCCCGAAGUAUCGGAGCCCACAAAGCCAACAAAGGACAGGUUCUGAUCUAUCUGGACGCUCAUUGUGAGGUUGGAAUCAACUGGUACGCGCCACUGGUUGCCCCGAUUUCCAAAGACAGGACAGCAUGCACAGUGCCUCUCAUAGAUUACAUAGACGGUAAUGAGUACAGUAUGGAGCCUCAGCAGGGGGGAGAUGAGGACGGCCUGGCUCGAGGGGCCUGGGACUGGAGCCUGCUCUGGAAGAGAGUGCCGCUCAGCCAGAGAGAGAAGGCCAAGCGAAAGCACACCACGCAGCCCUACCGGUCUCCAGCCAUGGCCGGAGGUCUCUUUGCUAUAGAGAGAGACUUCUUCUUUGAGCUGGGUCUGUAUGACCCCGGACUUCAGAUAUGGGGAGGAGAGAACUUUGAAAUAUCCUACAAGAUCUGGCAGUGCGGAGGCCAGCUGCUCUUCGUGCCGUGUUCCCGUGUCGGCCACAUCUACAGACUUCAGGGAUGGCAAGGAAACCCCCCGCCGGCACAUGUUGGAUCCUCUCCCACACUGAAGAACUACGUCCGUGUGGUGGAGGUUUGGUGGGAUGAAUAUAAGGAUUACUUCUACGCCAGCCGCCCUGAAACUCUCACGCUGGCCUACGGGGACAUCAGCGACCUGAAGCGCUUCAGGGAAGAACAUCGGUGCAAAAGCUUCAAAUGGUUCAUGGAGGAAAUCGCGUACGACAUCCCAGUGCACUACCCUCUUCCUCCGAAAAACGUGGAGUGGGGGGAGGUUCGGGGCUUGGAGACGAGUUACUGUAUUGACAGUAUGGGGCACACCAACGGAGGGACGGUGGAAAUCGGUCCUUGCCACAGGAUGGGUGGAAACCAGUUGUUCCGCAUCAAUGAAGCCAACCAGUUAAUGCAGUACGACCAGUGCCUGACCAGAGGAGACAGUUCAAACGUCAUCAUCACACACUGUGACCAGAACCAGUACACCGAGUGGAAGUACUUCAAGGAUCUCCAUCGGUUCACUCACAUGCCAACAGGAAAGUGUCUGGACCGCUCUGACCUGCUUCACAAAGUGUUCAUAUCAGACUGUGACACUAGUAAAACCACUCAGAAAUGGGAGAUGAACAAUAUUGUUGCCGUAUGAAGACUGGAAGAGAUCCGUGGGGGGAGCCGGGAGAGAAAUACAAAAAAUGUUAUGAGGAUAUGAACCAAAACUAAACAUUUUAGCCUGAGUGAAGUCCCAAAGGCUCGGCUGUUGCUACCAGCCCAAAUCUUCCUUUGCGAAGCGAGGUCCAAUGCAGUCGUGGAUCAGACGGACACGGAGACGCGGCGGCUGGCAAAGGAACCAGCUGAUCGAGACUGAAGCGACCGGUCCGCAGCAGAAGCUGCCGGACAAUCGCCGACCUGGGAAAACGUCUCCGGCCCUCCUUGGUGGUUGUUUACAUGGUGUCUUUGCUCUGUUGGGGUUUUAUGUUUUUCUUUUAUCGCGUGGAUUCAGGAAAUUAAAUCCAUCCGCUCUAACUAUUUCAUAAGCACUUUUAAUGAAAAGAAACACUCUACUAACCAAACGGAUGUUUGGGUGAAGGAUUCAGACGUUCCUGCGAGUCACACUCCAGCGACUGUCCGUCAGUUCCAUGUUUACAGAGGCGAGUUGAAGCCGUCAUUUCAUGUCCGUAAACAAUUAUGCAGGUUCCUUUUUUUUUUUUUUUUCUUGAGGACAAGAAACCGAAACCGUUUGUGUUUUAAGUUUUUACUCGAAGUUUAUUUCUGCUCCGUGUCUGAAACCAUCCAAAUGCCUUCCAGCACAAGUAAAGAGGGUGCAUGUGUUUUAUUUAGCUGGUUACAUUUAUGUGACUUUAAUUUUAAAGGACCUGGAAAAGACUGAUAGAUAGACUGCCGUACUGGGUCCAGAACGAGGCGACUGGUUUGGGUUACUGGGACGGGGGACAUCGAUGAUAGUGGGGUUUACAUGUGAAAAUGACAACUAAUUAAAUAUCUACUUUUCCUUUUUUUUGUCUUUUUAUUUAGGGGAACAGGUUCUGUUGAUGGCAUUUUCAGCGUUUUGUAAAAUAUAACUGAAUCCUUUCUAAAGAUGAUCAUGGUGUACCAUAACAAGAGCCUUCAAUGAUGUAAAUAUCUAAUUUAUAGCAGAGAUUUAAUAAUGUGGCCGAACGGUGGGUGACUGUGGAAAUAAAUGACUUUUUCUACUGCC